Arabis nemorensis is the source of this 1269-nucleotide messenger RNA. The record is from the annotation of a GenBank genome assembly. Lineage: Eukaryota; Viridiplantae; Streptophyta; Magnoliopsida; Brassicales; Brassicaceae.
AUGGAGCGGCUAACAUCUCCUCCUCGUUUGAUGAUAGUCUCGGAUCUUGAUCAUACUAUGGUUGAUCAUCAUGAUCCUGAGAAUCUCUCUCUUUUGAGGUUCAAUUCAUUGUGGGAACACGCUUAUCGCCAUGACUCUCUUCUUGUUUUCUCUACUGGAAGAUCACCAACUUUGUACAAAGAAUUGAGAAAAGAGAAACCUUUGUUGACCCCUGAUAUUACCAUUAUGUCUGUAGGAACCGAGAUUACGUAUGGUAACUCUAUGGUUCCUGAUCAUGGUUGGGUUGAAACUUUGAACAAUAAAUGGGAUUUGGGUAUUGUCAAAGAAGAAACAAGCAAGUUCCCUGAGUUAAAGCUUCAGGCGGAAACUGAGCAGAGGCCGCAUAAGGUUAGCUUUUAUGUCGACAAGAGUAAGGCUCAUACAGUGACAAAGGAGUUAUCACAGCGGUUGGAGAAACGCGGUUUGGAUGUCAAGCUCAUUUACAGUGGAGGCAUGGAUUUGGAUAUUUUACCACAAGGUGCCGGAAAGGGACAAGCGCUUGCAUUUCUGCUCAAGAAGCUAAAGACUGAAGGGAAACUACCUGUUAAUACUCUUGCUUGUGGUGACUCUGGGAACGAUGCUGAACUGUUUAGUAUUCCCGAUGUUUAUGGCGUCAUGGUAAGCAAUGCUCAAGAAGAGCUGUUGAAGUGGCACGCUGAAAAUGCGAAAGACAACCCAAAGGUAAUCCAUGCAAAGGAGAGGUGUGCGGGUGGGAUUAUACAAGCCAUCGGUGAGUUCAAGCUUGGUCCAAACCUUUCUCCAAGAGAUGUCUCUGACUUCUUAGAGUGCAAGGCGGAGAAUGUGAACCCGGGUCACGAGGUUGUGAAGUUUUUCUUGUUCUACGAGAGAUGGAGACGGGGUGAGGUUGAGAACUGCGAGGCAUACACAGCGAGCCUCAAAGCUUCAUGUCACCCAAGUGGUGUGUUUGUCCAUCCAUCUGGUGCUGAAAAGACUCUGAGAGAUACCAUUGAUGAGCUGCGCAAGUACCAUGGAGAUAAACAAGGGAAGAAGUUUCGGGUUUGGGUAGAUCAAGUCCUUGCAACAGAAACAACUCCUGGGACAUGGAUAGUAAAGCUUGAUAAAUGGGAACAGAGUGGAGAUGAACGGAGAGGCUGCACAACGACUGUGAAAUUCACCUCAAAGGAAGGGGAAGGGUUGGUGUGGGAACAUGUACAGCAAACAUGGUCCGAGGAAUCGAAGGUGAAGAAUGAUAGCAGCUGGAUCAUCUAA